Messenger RNA from Penicillium olsonii, 2232 nucleotides. NCBI's taxonomy places the organism in Eukaryota, Fungi, Ascomycota, Eurotiomycetes, Eurotiales, Aspergillaceae. The record is from the annotation of a GenBank genome assembly.
AUGCGGCUCUCACUGCUUUCUUUGUGUGCCACUUGGGCUUUGGGCUCAGCGGCCUCCCCAGUGCAGUCGACCGCCUAUCACAAACCCGAAUCAAAGGGCUUUCGUAUGCAGCACGGGUUUGAAACCGUCCUAGUUCAACCGUUUGGAUACGAUGGGUUUCGAGUGCGAGCAUGGCCAUACAGGGCGCCAACGGGACAGGAAGUCGGCUUCGUGUAUGACCCUCCUCUCGACGGACCCGAGGAUGGAGAGGCACACGGCAUGAAAUUCGACACGGCCUUCACCGGCAAUCGAUCCGAAGAGUUGCGCAAUGGCAAUAUGAUCGUCCGGACAUCCGGUUGGGGUGGUAACCCCGGUGGCUAUCGUCUCGCCUUUUAUCGAGUUGAGUCCAACGGCACAGAGACUCUGCUCACCAAUGAGUAUGCACCACUCAAGUCAAUCAAUCCAAGAUAUUAUUCUUGGACCGGCCCAGGAAGUGAGUUCACCGCCGAGUUCUCCUUCAGCACCACCCCGGAUGAGCAGAUAUAUGGCACUGGAACUCAGCAGGACCAUCUGGUCAACAAAAAGGGGCUCACGAUUGAUCUCAUCAACUUCAACACACAUAUUCCGACUCCUGUUUUCAUGAGUAACAAGGGGUAUGGAUUUGUUUGGAAUAUGGCUUCGACCGGUCGCAUGGAAUUUGGCCCGCUGCGCAACAAAUUCACUGCAGAUGCAGCAUCGGUAGUCGACUAUGUGAUCGUGGCAUCAGACCCCAGUGACUACGACACGCUUCAGCAACGACUGUCUGCGCUCGUCGGCCGGGCGCCUACCCCGCCGGAAUGGUCGCUGGGAUACCUUCAAUCAAAGCUUCGAUACGAGAAUCAAAGUGAGGUCAUCCAACUGGCACAGCAGUUCAAGGACCACGACAUUCCCGUCUCCAUGAUUGUCAUCGAUUAUCAGUCUUGGGCUCAUCAAGGUGAUUGGGGACUUGACCCGAACUUGUGGCCUGACGUGGCUGAGAUGGCCAAGAAAGUGAAAGACCUGACUGGCGCCGAGAUGAUGGCUUCUCUUUGGCCCAGUGUGGCAGACGAUAGUGUCAACUAUCUGGAAAUGAUGGCUCAAGGGUUCUUGUCUGCCACUCGGUCCGGGCCUGGCACGACUGAUUCCUGGAACGGGUCAUACAUCCGCAACUAUGACUCGACAAACCCUGGAGCCCGUCGGUUCUUAUGGAAUACCCUGAAGAAGAACUACUUUGACAAAGGCAUCAAGAACUUCUGGAUCGACCAGGCGGAUGGCGGUGCGCUCGGCGAGGCAUACGAGAACAAUGGUCAGAGUACCUACAUCCAGUCUCUGCCUUUCGCUGUUCCCGAUGUUUUGUAUGCGGCUGGCACACAGCGCAGUGUGGGGAAGCUUUAUCCAUGGGCGCACCAGCAAGCGAUUGAAGAAGGAUUCCGCAACGAGACCACGACAGAAGUAGGAACACCCUGUGACUACAUUUCACUGAGUCGUUCUGGGUACAUCGGCUCCCAAAGAUUCUGCAGCAUGAUCUGGUCAGGCGACAUCACGUCAGUAUGGGAGACACUUGGCGCGCAGAUCGCUAGUGGGUUGUCCGCCGCCGCAACAGGCUGGGGCUGGUGGACCCUAGACGCGGGCGGCUUCCAAGCGGAUCCCACUGUCCCGUGGAGCGCCAAUAUCGAUACACCUGAGUAUCGCGAGCUCUAUGUGCGAUGGUUCCAAUGGACAACGUUCGUACCCUUCAUGCGCACCCACGGUACCCGGAAGUGUGAUUUCCAGAACGCCUACACCUGCGCAAAUGAGCCUUGGUCUUAUGGAUCGGAGAACACCCCAAUCUUGGUCUCCUACAUUCAUCUUCGGUACCAACUCUCUGAGUAUUUGCGAGCGGUGUUUGAUCAACUUCACAAGACUGGUCGAAUGAUCAUGCGCCCUUUGUAUAUGGAUUUCGAAAAGUCCGAUCCCCAUGUCGCUUCAUGGACACGGCUGAACACCAAUACCACGACACAGCAAUAUAUGUUUGGUCCGAAGCUAUUGGUGAGCCCAGUAACGACACCGAAUGUGACUGAAUGGUCUGUCUAUCUGCCGCAGACGGGUGGUGAUUUGAAGCCAUGGACGUACUGGUGGUCGAAUGAGACCUACUCUGGAGGCCAGACGGUUACCGUUCCAGCACCGAAAGAACACAUUCCCCUGUUCCACCUUGGGACCCGGGCGGAAAUUCUGAAUGGGAAUGUGUUCCCGUGA